This is a messenger RNA of Otolemur garnettii (small-eared galago), 895 nucleotides long. RefSeq names its product tubulin polymerization promoting protein family member 3 (gene TPPP3). The record is from RefSeq and is a predicted model, not a curated record. Gene Ontology annotation, biological process: microtubule bundle formation; positive regulation of protein polymerization; microtubule polymerization. Gene Ontology annotation, molecular function: tubulin binding. NCBI's taxonomy places the organism in Eukaryota, Metazoa, Chordata, Mammalia, Primates, Galagidae. The transcript has 3 exons. Gene Ontology annotation, cellular component: microtubule. Bases 2 to 532 code for a protein of 176 amino acids.
CAUGGCAGCGAGCACAGACAUAGCUGGGCUGGAGGAGAGCUUUCGCAAGUUUGCCAUCCAUGGUGACCCCAAGGCCAGUGGGCAGGAGAUGAAUGGCAAGAACUGGGCCAAGCUGUGCAAGGACUGCAAGGUGGCUGAUGGAAAGGCCGUGACAGGGACUGAUGUGGACAUCGUCUUCUCCAAAGUCAAGGGAAAGUCUGCUCGGGUCAUCAACUAUGAGGAGUUCAAGAAGGCCCUGGAAGAGCUGGCAACCAAGCGAUUCAAGGGGAAGAGCAAGGAAGAGGCCUUUGAUGCCAUCUGUCAGCUGGUGGCAGGCAAAGAACCAGCCAAUGUGGGCGUCACCAAAGCAAAAACAGGAGGUGCUGUGGAGCGACUGACUGACACCAGCAAGUAUACUGGUUCCCACAAGGAACGCUUCGAUGAGAGUGGCAAGGGCAAGGGCAUUGCUGGACGACAGGACAUCCUGGAUGACAGCGGCUAUGUGAGUGCCUAUAAGAACGCAGGCACCUAUGAUGCCAAGGUGAAGAAGUGAGCCAGGGAAGGUCUCCCUCCCCCAGCUAGGCUGCCCCUGCCAGAGGCUCAGGCUUGGGCCUGAGGGGCAUAUGGAGCGAGAGCCCAGUCCCCUUCCUGCUGGACCUGCCACCCAGAGCUUCCUGCCCAGACCCAUGGGGCCAGCCCACCAGGCCUCUGACCCAGAUUGCUCUGUGUUCCCUUCCUCCUUUUCUUUCCAACCUGACUUCUGUCCAUCUGGGGACAGUCUGUGCCUAUAGCCUCACUGCCCCAACCUGGCCCCGGGCAUGGCUAACUUGUGCCUGCUUGCCUCAUAUUUAAGCUGCUGUUCUGGCCAAGUGCCUAACUCUCACCUAGACCUCAAUAAAGACAACUUUUGUACCAA